Cyprinodon variegatus (sheepshead minnow) is the source of this 1934-nucleotide messenger RNA. It is a transcript of the gene pdia6, whose product is annotated as protein disulfide isomerase family A member 6. NCBI's taxonomy places the organism in Eukaryota, Metazoa, Chordata, Actinopteri, Cyprinodontiformes, Cyprinodontidae. The record is from RefSeq and is a predicted model, not a curated record. Gene Ontology annotation, biological process: response to endoplasmic reticulum stress. Gene Ontology annotation, molecular function: protein-disulfide reductase activity; protein disulfide isomerase activity. The transcript has 13 exons. Gene Ontology annotation, cellular component: endoplasmic reticulum lumen. Bases 114 to 1436 code for a protein of 440 amino acids.
ACGGUGAGCUUUUUUUUCAAACUGUAUUAGCUGUACUUCUGUGAGAGAAGCUGUGCAGCGGCGGCAGUCUGUGUUGUGUCUACGGAAGAGACGAGCCGAGCGAAGUUAAAACCAUGAAACCGUUUUUACUCGGAGUGCUGGGCUGCUCGCUGGUCCUUUCUGUCAGAGCCAUGUACUCCUCCAGUGAUGAUGUUAUUGAGCUCACACCUUCCAACUUCAACAGGGAGGUGAUCCAGAGCGACAGUCUGUGGCUGGUGGAGUUUUAUGCCCCCUGGUGCGGCCACUGUCAAAAUCUAGCUCCAGACUGGAAGAAAGCAGCAACAGCUCUCAAGGGUAUUGUAAAGGUUGGGGCUGUAGAUGCUGACCAGCACAAGUCCCUGGGAGGCCAGUAUGGUGUCAGAGGGUUUCCCACCAUCAAGAUCUUUGGAGCAAAUAAGAAUAAACCAGAGGAGUACCAAGGGGGACGCAGUAGUCAGGCAAUUGUUGAUGGAGCAAUGAAUGCUUUACGCACACUUGUCAAAGAGAGGUUGAGUGGCAAGUCUGGUGGCUCCAGCUACAGCAAGCAGCAAAGUACGGGUGGCAGCAAAAAAGAUGUGGUGGAGCUCACUGAUGACAACUUUGAUGAGACCGUACUGAACAGCGACGACGUGUGGAUGGUGGAGUUCUUUGCCCCCUGGUGUGGACACUGCAAGAACCUGGAGCCAGAGUGGGCAGCUGCAGCAACAGCUGUUAAGGAUCAAACCAAGGGCAAGGUUCGCCUUGGGGCUGUGGACGCUACCGUACAUCAGGUUGUGUCCGGCCGCUAUGGAAUCCGUGGAUUUCCCACAAUCAAAAUUUUCCGUAAAGGGGAGGAGCCAGAGGACUACCAAGGAGGACGCUCCCGUGGAGACAUCAUUGAGAAGGCAAUGGAUCUGUUCUCUGACAAUGCUCCUGCACCUGAGCUGCUGGAGAUCCUUAAUGAAGAUGUCUUGAAGAAGACCUGUGAAGACAGCCAGCUGUGCAUUAUCGGUGUCCUUCCACACAUCCUGGAUACAGGAGCAUCUGGUAGAAAUGCUUAUCUGGAAGUGAUGAUGAAGAUGGCAGAGAAAUAUAAGAAGAAGCUUUGGGGCUGGCUUUGGACUGAAGCAGGGGCUCAAUCAGAGCUGGAGACUUCUUUAGGAAUUGGAGGAUUUGGCUACCCUGCCAUGGCCGCCAUCAAUGCACGCAAGAUGAAAUUUGCUCUCCUCAGAGGUUCCUUCAGUGAGACUGGCAUUCAUGAGUUCCUCAGGGAGCUUUCUGUGGGCCGAGGCUCCACCUCCACACUGGGAGGCGGAGUCAUGCCAAAGAUAAACAGUGUAGAAGGCUGGGAUGGAAAAGAUGGAGAGCUUCCUGUGGAGGAGGAAUAUGACCUCAGUGAUGUUGAUCUGGAUGAGGACUUUGAUAAAGACGAGUUAUGAGUCCCAGAAGCAUAAGAAUCUGACCCAGACUUUGGGUCUGGUCCUGUCUGUCCCCCACCUUCCUUUUCCUGUGGACAAAUGGGGGGCCAUGCUGGCCAGUUACUGAAAUACUCCAGAAAAGGCGCAUGAAAGACACCUGCAGUUUUUCACACCAUCUUAUCUGUCACGCAGGAGGGAGGGGAGAAUAUGCGUGUUUGUCCAUGAGAUGAACUCCUUUUCACAAACUUGCUGAAUGUUUGAGGCGGAAUAUUUAUAAAGCUGCCACCAGCUGAAGAGAGGAGGGGUGAGGUUCAUUUUAGUCUUUUACAAACGUCGCUCUCUCUCCCCUCUUCAGCCGCCUUAAAGAACCUAUUUGAAGAUGUGAACUUGAAAAGGUAAUUAUUCAGUGAUUUUUAUGUUUAUUAUUUUUUUUGUUGUUUUGUCUUUAAGUGGUGAAUGAGAAUCUGAGUGGGUUUGCGUCAUUUUUGUCCAGGACAAGGAGGGGAUCAUCUUUGGGAC